UUUGUUAAAAAUAUUCAACUUCCGUUCACCGGCGUUCUGUUAUUGUCAUGGCGGCAUUUCAAACACUUGACAAGCUUGGUUUCAAAUUUAAAAAGAAAACCAUGUUCCAUAUUUAGGUGUACUUCCAGUUAGCGACGCUUCGUGGGAUUCAUUUAAUUAAGUUUAAUUUUUUCGAACAACAAUUCAACGUACAAUGUGACGCCAGUUAGCUUGCUAAUGCUAACGUUAACUCAUUUGGAUUGAUGUUAAGCGCUGUUAGCUAUUUUGGCUGCUAUGACAGCACAGUUCCACCACAGAGGCCCCACGAUACCCGAAGCAUCCCAGAGUCAGGGGAGAAAAUGGGUCGUCUCAGACCCGACUCGAAACAUUCACAACCGUUGCGAUGUAACUACGGCCAUGCCCCGAACCAAGCUCCUGUUCAGCGAGGCUUUCCCUGCGAGUUCCAGCAACCGCGCCACUCACGUAUGCCCGCCGGCCCCCAUCGUGAUCGAGAGGCUGCUGCCGCCGCCGGAGCAGCGUGAGCGGGUGGAAAGCACCAGAAGCUCGAUCAGCUUCACCACCGUGUCCGAGGAGAGGCUGCGGGCGGCGGUGCGGCUGGCCAAGCGAGAUCUGCGAAGAAGGCGCCUUGAGUCAGUGACUGCAUCCCCGGCCAAACCCUCUCAGGACGCCUCCCCCCUCCAUGAAACAAGUGAUGCAGAGCUGCUCGAGGAGCUCGCUGCCACUCCGAAUAAAGCCAAGUUUAAGACCUCCAGUCCAAAAAAUAUCUCAACCAGAUUGGGGUUCAAAUUGUCAGCAAACAAACAACCGCGGAAGCAUCCCAUUGUGCCCAUGCCUCGGAUUGGCCGGUCGCCUCCCACCAGAGACCCCGGCCCAAGACAAUUUGGAGGAGAUAGAAAGGCGCCUUUAAGCCAGGAGGUCGGCAAGCUGCAGUAUGAGCUGGAGGUGUAUAUUCAGAAAGUAGAGGCACUGUCCAACAGAGGGGGGGAAACAGAGGAGCCGCUGGAGCCUGAAGAGCAAAACAAGUUGGAUAUGCGCAGGCAGAAGCAGGCAAGCCGCUCGGCACGAGUCAUCUAUGUUCUCCAGCAACAGGUCAAAGAGAUACAAGAAGAUAUUGAGAGAUUUCAUAGCCAGAAAACGUGGGACUCCAAAAAAUCCACAACAGUGAACAGGCUUGCAGCUGCACACCGUGGGACACUCCGGGUUUUGCAGUUUGCUGUCAACCAGCUUUCAGAUCCUUCUCAUGCCAAGGUUCCCCCUUACUACAAAGAGCUGGGCAAGCUGAUUUGCAUGCUCUCGCUGUGUUCGGCUAAGGUUGAAGCAGAACGGAAUCUAGAGACGGCCGACAUCCUGCAGAAACUAGAGACUUUGGAUUCUGCCCUGCAUAAGCAAGAUCUUCUUGAAAGGAUGCGCGCCCAAGCACAUCCUCCAAACAGGAAGUCUCCUCGCGGCACGUCACCCUCAAGUGCACCCAAGGGUCCCAGCACCUCAGCUGUUCGAGGAACUCACAAACCAGCAAAUCCCAAAAGAGCAAUCCGUGGUAAGAGAAUGGCCUCACAGAAGCCCAAAACUGCUUCUCACCAGCUCAUGAACCGAAGAGAGAUGCUCAGGGCUGGCCUGCAGAGUCUUGCCCUGAGCGAGCUGCAGGGACGACCUCAGACAAACACCACCUGCAGAAAAGGAGGGGCUCCACGCUCUGGGAGAAGCGAAGCUGGCGUUACAAUGAAGAUGCAGGAAGCCGGUUUCCAGCAGCCCACCGUUUCCUCUCAGCUUAGAAUGAACCAGCUCCCCCAGAAAGAGCCCUCUGUGCCCUGGAUACCCACCUCCCCCCACUCUCCUCCUCCACAGCGAUCGCCUCAGAGGAGAAGACCAGAGCCACGAUGCCUCUUUUCCCCCUCGAAGCCCUCGUGCAGCCCUCCCAAGCAGGUGGUGAACGCUGGUUUGAGACCAGAGCCGGCUCUGACCUCACAAAAGAGGACACAAGCUCAGAAUGAGGCUUUAAGGAAAGCAUGGCUGGAUAAGAUGACGACGCAGAGACUGAACGAGCUCAACCGGCUGAGUAAAGAAGAGGCUCAACGCAUUCAGUCGUUACGGUCAGAAGUUGUCUCGCCGACCCGGUGGGCGGAGCGAGCUGAGCAGGAGGCCAGAGACAGAAUUCAGCCGCUUCUGGAUGAAGCAAAGCAGAUCUGUGAAUCCGGGACGAGGAUCAACCCCUCGCGGAGGACCGGGCAGUCUGAGGAGGCGGCGGAGAGGUUGAGCGAGGCGCUGCUGGAGGAUCUGCUGGAGGACACUGCGCGGGCGGCGUGGGUGGCUGAGACGGACCGGCAGUUUGAGGGCAUGGCCCAGCGCCGGCUGCAGGCCCCCACCCUGGAGAGUAUGCUGCUUCGGAUGGAGGAGAUACAGAGGGACCAGGAAGAAGUGAGGAGACGGUUUGCGUCCAUCACCUACUCAGACCCUCUUUACUGGGACAGGCCAGACAAAGGACACCAGUGCCAUGCUCCGCCCUCGAGGCCGGCCUCUCCUCAGCCGAUUAGGCUAACAAAGCCUGUGCCAGGGCAGAGCUUCACAGCUGAUAUCUUCCUAGAGAAGCCUGUGGACGCCGGACAUGGCAUCGCCUCCGAAAACAGCCUGACCCAUGAGGCGUCCCGGGAUGAGCAGCAGCCCACAUACAACACGGCGUUCCCAGUCCCUGCAGAGACAGCCAGGAGGACCGUUGUCUCCGUGCCGGGCGGCACGCUGGGAAGCAUCCGGCAGUACCGGGAAGCGUUCAAGGCCUACCUGCGUGUUGUGACUCACGAGGAUGUCGGCAGCUUCAACCCCUGGGCCAUCACAGACCGUCUGGCGGAGGAGCUGCUGGCGGAGGCCGUGGCCGACGUGGCGGCGGAGUUCCAGGAUGUUGUGGAGGAGUACGCCGAGGCCGUCUUCACCUCGGAGUUUCUGAAGCCGACCCCGUCACCUCCUGCCGCGGCUUCAGUCGGUCAAUAGGACGUUACGGCGCCGUGGAUUUGCUCGUGUCUCACAAGUUGUAAUACGUAUUUAUUUUAUUGAUAAAUCUGCAUUUUUUGAGACUUUCAGCACAAAAUAUGUAAAUAUAGACCUAAGACGAUGAUUCUGCUCUACUUUCUCAGGCGGAUGUUUCAUCGCAAAAUUAAACUCAUUUACGUCUGUACUUAUUUUUUUUAUGUACUAAGAUCUUUAUUUAAUUGGGAUUUUUUUAUUGAAGCCGCAGCAGAUGAGAUUGUUUGAUUGCACAGGGAGCGUCCUCCGUACUCUUCAUGGUCCAUCUGUAUCUGUGAUUGAAUUCUGCUGGGAAAGUUACUUUAGUUUAGAUUAGCUUGGAGAGACCCUUUCAGAGGAUUAUAAGAUUACCGUCCUACUUUGCACUCCGUUUCAAUCCCCCUGAGGAUUACACACACUUUCUAUUUUCACGUUAGUGUACGGAAAUAAAAUAUUCGGUUCCCGCCAAAAUGUUGCUGAAAGCCAGGAGGAAGUUGAUUCCUUGUUUGGUUUAAAUGUAUAAAUAAAUGGUGUGACCACAGCAAAAAGCUUUCUUUCUCCUCACUGGUGAAUGUGUUAUCCCAGUUGCACACAUUAAAGGGUACGGUGUUGAUAUUCUUUUUAAUUGUUUUAACACCUUUUUUUUAGAAUUCCUGUUUUCCUUUCUUUCCUCUGCGCAAAAUAAAAAUCACAGCCACGAGUUUGGGUACCGUAAACCAUA
This is a messenger RNA of Gasterosteus aculeatus aculeatus (three-spined stickleback), 3715 nucleotides long. Its product is annotated as KIAA0753 ortholog. Gene Ontology annotation, biological process: protein localization to centrosome; centriole replication. The record is from RefSeq and is a predicted model, not a curated record. Gene Ontology annotation, cellular component: centriolar satellite; microtubule organizing center. NCBI's taxonomy places the organism in Eukaryota, Metazoa, Chordata, Actinopteri, Perciformes, Gasterosteidae.